Messenger RNA from Didymodactylos carnosus, 915 nucleotides. Lineage: Eukaryota; Metazoa; Rotifera; Eurotatoria; Philodinida; Philodinidae. The record is from the annotation of a GenBank genome assembly.
AUGCUUCCACAGCUAAACGAUUUUAGUUGGUACAUCGAUAUGAAACUUGUACCGGAUAGCGGCUCUGUUGGUGGUCAACGUACUCAGCCAUCAUGUGUUCUUUGUCUUGAUAUCAAGGAUCCAGCUGUAGAUGCUAUCGAUCAUGGACAACAACAACGUUCUCCGCAAGGAACGUUACAAAUUGAAUUAUCAAAAGAAACUCUUUCACUUGUAUUAGAUAAUUUUACUCGAAUACAUAACAAGGUCGAAUAUGAGCAAAAUCGCAAAGAAAGGCGUCAUGGUGAUCCAGUCAAAUUUUCUGGCGCUCUUUUAGAUCAAAUAGAUGGAGAUAGAAGUGUUAUUAAUAAAACAAAUCAACGCAAACAAACAAGACGAUUUUCCAACGGUCAGUUCGAAGAUGAAGAACAAGAAACAGAACGUAUUAUUGAUAAUCGCUUAUCAGUUAAAAUUAUUCAACAAGGCAGACGACAACAGGCAGAAAUAGAUGAUGAAUUAUUGCAUGUUGAUGAAGAGGAUGAACAAGUAUUAAGAGCGUUUAUUUUGUCUGGUACGUGUACAUUACGAGAAGCUAUUAUUAUUUCUAGUAUAAUAGCUAAAACGUCUAUUCCAAUGUUACAUUCAGCAGCAGCACUAUUAAAAAUAGCCGAAAUGAAUUAUUCUGGUGUUAAUUCAAUAUUUAUUCGAAUACUUGUUGAAAAACAUUUUGCAUUACCAUUUAGAGUUGUUGAUGGGCCUGUUUUAUUUUAUCAAGUAAUUAAAUCUCUUCUGAAACAAACAGCCUGUUUUUAUUCCAUUUGUGCAUUUAAGUUUUGCACUGAUGAACGUGAACCACCUGAUUUAUGGCAUCAAGCGUUAUUGUCGUUUAUUCAAUAUUAUCGUCAAGAUAUAUCAUACGGUACAUUCUUAUUGAUAUAA